This is a messenger RNA of Phycodurus eques (leafy seadragon), 1756 nucleotides long. RefSeq names its product tissue factor pathway inhibitor a (gene tfpia). Gene Ontology annotation, molecular function: serine-type endopeptidase inhibitor activity. Lineage: Eukaryota; Metazoa; Chordata; Actinopteri; Syngnathiformes; Syngnathidae. The record is from RefSeq and is a predicted model, not a curated record. The transcript has 7 exons. Gene Ontology annotation, cellular component: extracellular region. Bases 143 to 1024 code for a protein of 293 amino acids. Gene Ontology annotation, biological process: negative regulation of peptidase activity.
AUCAAACGGAAGUACGCGCCCAUACCAGCUCACAAGUUUCGAGCACUUCCAACAAGUCCUGGUCGCUCCCAAACGUGAUCCUUGCUGCGGAUCAGGCUGCCGCCGUCUCUGCUAAGCCAGCCAGCCAGCCAGACCUGGAACUAUGCUUCCUUACAACGACUGGAACAAGCGGUGGCUUUUGUGCGCCUUUUGUCUCUCCUGGGUCUGCCUUUUAGGUACUUGCAGCAGAGCCGCGCAAGAGGGAGCUCAACCUGAACUGUUCAUCUUCAACGAGCUGUGUGCCCUGAAAGAGGAUCCAGGGCCUUGCAGGGCCGUGAGGGACAAGUACUUCUUCAACGUGGACACGGGCCACUGUGAGCUGUUUGAAUAUGGGGGUUGCGGAGGAAACGCCAACAACUUCGAAACCCUGGAGGCGUGCCAAGAUACGUGCAUUGUCUCAGAUGAUAAAAACCCAUGUCACUUACCCGAAGCGGAAGGUCCCUGUCGCGGCCUGGUGACCCGCUACUUCUUUGACAGCAACAGUCAGCAAUGCAAGCGCUUCUAUUACGGCGGUUGCUUUGGAAAUGCCAACAAUUUCAGGAGCAUCGCUGAGUGCCAGGCGAAAUGUCAAAAACAAGAAGACAUUGAAGUUCAGACCAGCGCCAAAAGAAUCAGUGAUGUGCAACCAACUGUAUUAACUGGUGAGCAAACGGUCAACAUCGCUGGGGUGCAAAUGAACAACACCGAUGCAGAGUAUUCACAAGAUGUGAAGGUGCCGGACGUGUGUUCGGGUCCUGUGGACAGAGGAACGUGUGAGAGCAUUAUGCGCAGGUUUGCCUACAAUCCCAACACCAAGCGAUGUCACGAGUUCCUGUACAGCGGCUGUGGAGGGAACGACAACAACUUCAAACACCGGAGACAGUGUAUCAGGAAGUGCAUUAAAAGUCAAAAGGAUCGUGGGAUGAAGGUGAUUCGAAUAAGGAAGAAAAAUAUCCCCAACAUUCUUCACGGCUCAGUCAGAAGACAUUGGGAAAAUUUGAACUAGAUUCUGUACUUCUCUACAGUCACCUGUCUCCACAUAUUAUUUUGUAGCAGUAUAGCUUUGAUAGUAAGUGCUGGGGUUUUUUGCUCAUAGUGACCACACACAAUUUACAUUUUCGUGCACAUGAUUUCAUUAAGUGGUUGACAAAAAACACUUGUGUUUUGCCAGUCUGAAAAAAAAUCAAUAGAUGAUCAUAUAAACAUUGAGUAUUGUAUUUGCUUUUUCCAUUUGGCCGAUUUAAAUAAUCAUGAAGGUCUACCCUCCUGUUGUGAGUAUCUUCCCAAAAAUGUGUUUAAUCUUUAAAAAAAAGCCUAUCAUGAUGAAAUCUAAUUUAAUUUAUUUUUUUUCUAAUUUUCAAACUGAUCACUUUGACCAACAAUAUAACAGGAAGGUUAAUAUACUGUACAACUGUUUAUUUUUCCUCACAGUUAAUCUCUACAAUAGACAGUUUAAUCUGUGGACGGGCUUUAAUUCUCUGCUUUUAACUCAAACUGUAUUCAUCACAUAGUCAGUUCUGUCAUGGACACACAGCUAAAAUCCACCAUGAACAAUUUCUUGUUUUUCCAAAUAAAAUAAUUUUUUUCCCAAAAUUGUGUGCACUGAUGGUGCUCUUAAAAAUCACAGAAGGGGGCAGUGUUGUUCAAAAUUGGCUUCAUUGGCGCAUAGGUCUCAUUUCUUCUUUUAUAAGCUUGUCUUUACUGCUUUGUUGUAAAUUUUGACAAUUUUAAAAAUUUC